GCCAGUUGCCAGUGUUAUUCGGUUCGUGUUUUCGGUAAGAAGGUGUUGUGGAGCGGAACAUAGCAUGGAAAAAGGACAACAGAAUCAAAAGUUUUCCCGCAAGAGCUUUAAAGCAACCUAGGACCUACUCCGCUGAAUCCAAGGCGAGGUCCUAACCAACUGUGAUAACCGAGAUUCAAGGAUCAAAUCUAGGGUUAGUUAAGCCAAAGGAUUCUAGGGGAAAAACGAAACGAAAGGAUACCCAAAGAUGUUCCUCAACAUAUUCAACUCGGGCAUCUUCCAGUGGCAGUUCCGCCGUCAGCUGCUGGUCUCAUUGAGCGCCACGCUGAUAACAUUCUGUCAUGGCAUCGCUCUGGGAUGGGUUUCACCGAUGCUACCGAAACUCCUGUCGCCCAACGAGACGCCUUUGUCCUUUCACAUCGAUGUGGACCAGGCCUCAUGGCUGGGAGCUGUCAUCAGCAUUGGCGGCAUCUCUGGCAACUUCUCAUUCUCCUACCUGAUGAAUCGUUUCGGUCGUAAGGUGUCGAUUUAUGCCCUGGCAGUGCCGCACACGUGCAUUUGGUUUAUGUUCUACUUCGCACAGAGCAUCGAGUGGUUGUAUGUGGCAAGGGUUUGUGCAGGAUUAACUGGCGGUGGCAUGUUUGUUGUCCUGCCAAUUUUCAUUGGCGAAAUCGCUGACAACAGCAUUCGUGGCCGUCUGUGCUCCUUUUUUACGCUCACCAUGAACACAGGAAUAAUGGUGGGCUUUGUCGUGUCCUCGCACGUACCCUAUCACGUUAUUCCCUGUGCCGUGGUGAGUCUUCCGGUGCUAUAUGUGUUCCUGGCCACCCGUUUUCCGGAGCCGCCGCAGCAACUGAUUCGGUGGGAACGCGAGGAGGAGGCCGAGAGGUCCCUGAGGUUCUACAGACGGUGCGAUGGGCCAAAUGUUUCCAAAGAGGCGGAACGCGCGUACCAAAAACAGUUCGAUGAGAUGCGUUUGGCCAUUCAGAAGCAAAACAAAGAUUCGGAUAACAAAGGGCUUUCCGUUCGUGAUUUCUUCAAUAAGCGUUCUUUGAAGGCUUUGGCCACGGGCCUGGUGCUGAUGAUAGCGAACAUUUUCACCGGCACCUUUGCCUUCAUCAAUUACAUGUCGAAUAUCUUCGACCAGGUGAACACACAGCUGGAUCCUAAUACGAACACCAUCAUCAUUGGAGCCGUCCAGAUUUUGGGGACCUUGGCAAGUAUCUACGCUGUGGAUCGCUAUGGCCGGAAGGUCCUGUUGAUCGUGUCCUGUGCAGGAAGUGGAAUUGGAACGGCUGCCUUUGGUGUGUACGCCUUCUUUGUGGAGCAACAGGAAGUGGAUCUAUCAGCCUUCUCCGCCUGGCUUCCUGUUUGCCUGAUGUCCUUCAUCAUCUUUAUUGCCAAUGUGGGCGUAAUUUCUGUGACAAUGGUGGUGCUGGUAGAGGUCCUGCCACAGAAGAUCCGUGCAGUGGCCACCAGUUUCUGUUUGGGCUGCCUCAGCUUCUUCGCCUUCACCUCGCUGAAAACCUUCCCGCUAAUGAUGUUCCAUCUGGGCCUGGCGGCCACCAUGUGGUUCUGUGCAGCCACCAGUGCUCUGUGCCUCUUCUACGUGGUGGUCUGCCUGGAGGAGACCAAGGGUCGCUCCAUGUAUGACUAAUGCCGAAUAAAGUUAAGAUAGUUAGUCCGUU
Drosophila serrata is the source of this 1688-nucleotide messenger RNA. RefSeq names its product facilitated trehalose transporter Tret1. Lineage: Eukaryota; Metazoa; Arthropoda; Insecta; Diptera; Drosophilidae. The record is from RefSeq and is a predicted model, not a curated record. Gene Ontology annotation, biological process: transmembrane transport; carbohydrate transport. Gene Ontology annotation, molecular function: sugar transmembrane transporter activity. Gene Ontology annotation, cellular component: membrane.